Anneissia japonica is the source of this 1782-nucleotide messenger RNA. RefSeq lists its product as uncharacterized. Bases 145 to 624 code for a protein of 159 amino acids. The record is from RefSeq and is a predicted model, not a curated record. Lineage: Eukaryota; Metazoa; Echinodermata; Crinoidea; Comatulida; Comatulidae. The transcript is spliced from 6 exons. Gene Ontology annotation, cellular component: extracellular region; lysosome. Gene Ontology annotation, biological process: cell-matrix adhesion. Gene Ontology annotation, molecular function: calcium ion binding.
CGAGAACCCUACGAGAUAAAGUGCUAGCAGACCGCCGCGCGAGAGCGAACGAGUCAGUUGUAUUGGGCAUGUGAAUGUAUUUGAUAUAACAGCUGGAAUUUUAUAAAGGAUAUAUUAGAAUUUGUUACUGGUUGGUAUGCGGGCAUGUACAAUCUAACAAUCGAGAACCGUCUGUCCAAGAGGGUAUUUGACUAUACACAAUCUCGUUUUUACUUCAACGACACAAUUUUUGGAAUAAACCAAACAGUUUUGAUUGAAGAUUUCAACCAGAAUUUAACAUGGACUAUUGAUCCUGUUGCACAAACGUGUCAGAGAACAUAUUUGCCAUGGGGAAAGAAACAACCGACGAGGUGUAUUCCAGGUAAUGCACAAUAUCGCGACCAAAUCAAUAAUCCCGGCGAUGUGCUAGUUAGUAGGUGGCGUUUUGACCGGCAGACUUCAACGUUAAAUGGAACGGUGUCACGUGGAUAUACCAUUAACGAGUGUCUACCAACUAGAGGAGCAUUUGUUGGCACAGAAGACAUUGACGGAGCCCCCGUUGAAACAUUGUCUCUUGAAAAUUUUAACAACUUCGAGGUGUUAACUGAUGUUUCCACUUACUUUAAUCUGCCUUCUUACUGUUAAAAUCAGCAUUGCAUUCGCCGAUAGAGUGGAAGGCGACUAAAGCUGUAAAAUGGAGAGGCUUAUAAAACCACAGAAGAAAAAAUGAUGAGACAAAUUGUCAACCUUAAGACAGUCUAAACUAGUUAUUUAAGUUACUUAUCUGCCUUACUUAUUUUGAAUUUUCAAAUUGACUUUAAUUAGCGAGGACAACGAUCAACAAAAAUAUUCUACAAUAUUAUCUUUUUUUGCACGUUGCACUGUAGUCUGCAUUUUGGAAAUGAUAAAAAAUUCAAUAACAUGCAUACUUUUUACCAAAAUAUGUUAUUUAAAAUUAUCAAGCUUUCAUUUGAAAUUAGAAUUAAAUAGAAAUUUAGUCAUAAUCAGUGGUGGUGUAAGGAAAACUCGUCACAUUAUUGGGAAGUAAAACAUAUACGGUAAUAGUAAAAUUUGAAGUAAGGUUCCGAAGAAAAAUGUGUGAUAUGUUGUAGAACUGAUUUUUCUUAGAUAGAAAAAACGGUAAAUGACAUACAGAUCGUUGAAUAUUGAAAAACUGGGUAAAAGGGGCGUAACCAUUAUCGACACAUUUUGUAUCAGAUUGUAAUUAUUCAAAAAUCUCUAUCUCAUAAAUUUUACCGUUCUUCGGUUUAUUUUUUUUUCUGUCUCAGAAAAAUCGGUUCAAUAACAUAUCAAACAUUUUGUUUUCCUCCGGAGUCUGAUUUUUUAAGUUUUUGAAUGAACUGAUUGACUGAUUAAAUGAUUGAUUUAUUGAUAGAUUAAUUGACUGAUUGAUUGGUAUUCCAAUGAAUCAGUGAUGGUUUGGUUAGUUGUGUGUUGGACGAUCAUUUAGUUUGAUCUCGAUAGAUAGAGUUAUAUAGGUUGCUGUCCAAAUUAUACUAAAUAAAUUUAAUUUAAAGUUGUCGUUAAUAAAUUAGUAAUUCGUGGAUUUAAAGCUAUUGUUUUUGUAUUUUUACCAUCGUAAUAUUACUUUAACUGAAGGUAUUUGGUUUUUAAAAAAAAAAAUAAAAGGUUAUUUUUAUGGAAAUCAAGUUUACAUCAAAAAUCGAAAUCCACUGAGGUUAAAUACAACCAUAAAAUUAUAAUGCGCUUUUGUAUACCUGAUCUUUAAUUUUGGGCCGUCUUCUAUAAUAAUGUGAAUAAAUGACAAUUAUUCAAGUGUGU